AAAAUAAGGGAGAAGAAGAAGAAGGGUGGAGAAGAAGAAGAAGAGUGGGUCUGCAGAUCGGGAGGAGGAAGAAGGAGAAGUGGAGGGGAGGGAGCCAUGAAAAUCGGGCUGGAGGAGGAGGCGGGGCUGCGUGGGACCGCGACGGAGGAGGAAGAAGAAGGACUGGAGGGGAGCUGCGACGACGGCGGGGAGCUGCGACGACCUCUCCUCUCUCUUUCUCCCUCUCUCCUCCUCUUCCCCUCUCUUCUCUUUCGAGCCAUUUUUUGAGCCAAUUUCUCGAGCUACCAAUCUUUUUCCUUUCCCCUAUAUUAUCUGAGCUGUCUGUGCGUUAUAUGAAUGAGUAAUGCUACAUAUAUUCACAUAUUUAAUUUAUAAACUUAUUUAUAAUGAUGUGAUAAAAUAAAAUCUUUAAUCAUUAAAUGUGUAAUUAAUCAAAAUUAACCCAUACCAUAAGAUAUCAUUAUUGAUAGAAGUGUGAGAGUCUUUUUUUAAUCUCAAACUUUUUCCUUUCCUUAUAUGAACCAAGACAUUUCCAGACUACUUUUUCUUCACUUCGACAGGGGCAGCCCUUUUCUUCAACCAUCACGAAAUCCAAGAUGGGGUUUCAGUUAGAAGCUGUGAUUCUGUCUCUGCUUCUGUAUGUGUUUCUGUUUGCAGACCAAACAAAGGCUGAGCAAUUCAUCACUAAUGCUACCACUAGUUCCAUAGAUAGGAACAGUGGUGGUGGUUGCAAUAUUUUCAGAGGCAAAUGGGUAUACGAUGCAUCAUACCCUCUUCCAUACGACUACUCUCUAAGCUGUCCCUUCAUUGAUCCUGAAUUCAAUUGUCAAAAGUACGGUAGACCUGAUAAAUUGUACCUCAAAUACAGGUGGCAACCCUUCUCAUGUCACCUACCAAGGUUUAAUGGGUUGGAGUUUUUGGAGAGGUGGAGGGGGAAGAAGAUCAUGUUUGUGGGUGACUCACUGAGUUUGAACAUGUGGGAGUCUUUGAGUUGUAUGAUACAUGCUUGGGUCCCAAGGGCUAAGACCACAUUCUUCAAGAAAGGUUCCAUUAGUUCAGUUACAUUUGAGAAUUAUGGAGUGAAAUUAUUUCUAUAUCGGACACCGUAUCUAGUAGACAUGGUAAAUGAAAAGGCGGGUCGGGUUCUGAAAUUGGACUCAAUCCAACAAGGCAACGCAUGGAGAGGAAUGGACAUCCUCAUCUUCAACUCCUGGCAUUGGUGGACACACACAGGAAAUUCUCAACCAUGGGACUAUAUGCAAGAAGGGAACAAAUUAUACAAAGAUAUGAAUCGUCUAAUUGCUUACUAUAAAGGGUUAACCACAUGGGGUAGAUGGAUCAACCAAAACGUUGACACUUCAAAAACCAGAGUGUUUUUUCAGGGGAUUUCUCCCACCCAUUAUGAAGGCAGGGAUUGGAAUAAACCAUCAAAGUCAUGCUAUGGAGAGAAGAACCCAUUUUUUGGUACAAGGUACCAUGCAGGCACACCUAUGGCUACAGUUAUUGUCAACAAUGUCUUGAGCCGGAUUAAGAAACCCGUUUAUUUGCUCGACAUCACAACUCUCUCACAACAACGCAAGGAUGCACACCCAACAGUCUAUGGCGGCCGCCAUAGUGGCACAGAUUGCAGUCACUGGUGUCUUCCCGGGUUACCAGAUACUUGGAACCAGCUUCUGUAUGCAGCUCUGAUUAAUUGAAUUGAUAUGUAUUGCAAUUAUUUUAGCUCAAUUGACUACAAAUAUCAUUAUUUCGAUGGUAGUAAUUUGUUCUAAUUUCCAUUUAACUGUGACUCAAUAAAAAGGUUAUGCUUCUAUUGUAAAA
Messenger RNA from Camellia sinensis, 1821 nucleotides. RefSeq names its product protein trichome birefringence-like 39. Gene Ontology annotation, cellular component: Golgi apparatus. The record is from RefSeq and is a predicted model, not a curated record. Gene Ontology annotation, molecular function: O-acetyltransferase activity. Lineage: Eukaryota; Viridiplantae; Streptophyta; Magnoliopsida; Ericales; Theaceae.